AUGGCAGUCCUCUCUUCUCUCCCCCGAGCUCUACUCCUAGCCUUCUUGGUCACCGCCGGAGUUCACGGCAACCCGGUCGAUCUCGGCUCCGGUAACGCAAUCACUUGUGCUUCGGUCCGGUGCAUCGCUGGCACCGCCUGCCUGGAAAUCGACGGCAGGCCCCAGUGCGUCCCUAUCAAGGAUGCCAAGUGUGGAAACACGGUGUGCGAGGCCGGGACGGUCUGCUGCAACUCGUCCUGCAGCCUUUGCGUCAAGCCCGGCCAUGGCGUGCACUGCCCAUAUCUGCCCGCCCGUCGCCAUCACGCCUUCGCGAGGAAACACAGUGUGGCCCGGGCUACCUGCAAGGCCGGUCAAGAGUGCUGCAACGAGAGCUGCGGCAUCUGCGUUGAACCUGGAAAGGGCUGCACAAAGCAACUCUGUGUCCCGGGGGGUGAACAGUGCGGCAAGACUGUGUGCCCUGCCGGUCUCCAGUGCUGCAACUCGAGCUGUGGAGUCUGCACCAAACCUGGGGAAGCUUGUACGAUGCAGCUCUGCGGCGAGGAACCCGGCAAGCAGUGUGGCAAGACCGUCUGCCCGGCCGGCCUUACGUGCUGCAACUCGAGCUGUGGUAUCUGCGUCCCUCCCGGUGGUGCCUGUACCCAGCAAGUCUGUCUCAACUAA
Molecule: messenger RNA, 660 nt
Organism: Chaetomium globosum CBS 148.51
Lineage: Eukaryota; Fungi; Ascomycota; Sordariomycetes; Sordariales; Chaetomiaceae
Exons: 1
Coding region: 1-660 (219 amino acids)
Source: RefSeq, a predicted model, not a curated record